Messenger RNA from Seminavis robusta, 1109 nucleotides. Lineage: Eukaryota; Bacillariophyta; Bacillariophyceae; Naviculales; Naviculaceae. The record is from the annotation of a GenBank genome assembly.
UGCCUCACACUUUCUCUGCCUUUCGGAAGAAAAAAGGCAAGGAGCUCAAGGAAAGCAUCAACUAACAAGCGAAGCCAGAAAGAAAUCUAAGCACAACAAUAAUGGUGGUCGCCGGGAACUACUCAGUGCGCAUAGUCAAUGCCGAGACAAAGGAGCCCUUCAAGGAACACACGGGGCCUGACGGAAAGGUCUACGCCGAAGUAGAACCCGAUAUGGAAUACUUCAUUGAGGUCGAAGUCGUUGGAGGAGAUCCUGCUUCUUCUCGGUCUCAAUACAAUAUCAGUGUUGAUGGCAAGAAGCUGCCUUACUGUGGCCACGCAAAAUCUUUUGGAAAAAAGUACAAAGGAAAUUGGUCUCGUGUCAAUGGAGUCGAGACGACGCAAGCUUUUGUUUUUCAGCGUCCAGAAUUUUCCGAGCGCAAGGGUUCUUCGCCUGGUGCCUUGAUGGGUGAUAUCAAGCUUGAGUUCUAUGAAGCCAUCUACAGCGGUACUCGAUCCAAGCUAAAAGACGUAAAACCUGAUUCCUUUCAGGCUGACUCGGUAAGCAGCAGCCUCACCCAUCGCCAAACAAAAAAGGUCCUUCGUUCUGGAACUGGGUCCGUGGUGGAAACCAAGACACGUAACAAAGUUCGCAAAACAUACUCAAAAGGGGCCUUUCUGGAAUCCAUCACAAUCCACUAUUGCACAGCGUUGGGCUUGGUUCAUGCGGGUGUCUUUGGAAAGGUGGACGAUAUUUGGGCCAAAGCGCGGAUUGUCAAUCCUUGGAAACCUUCUUCUGACGGUCAAGAACAAGAACGUCAACAACCCAAGCGAAUCAAGCGUGAAGCGAAAACCGUCAAUGGGGUCAAAGUGGAAGCUCCCAAGGUGCUGGAAGUGUUUGAUCUCACCGGAGAUGAAUAGAUUGAUCAAGCAGACUGGUUGAUGGUCAACUGGAUACGCUGCAUUUCCGCUCAGUGAACAAGCACAAUAAAAACGGACAGCAACAAUAAAAUUUGUCGCUGGUUUGAAAAGGGUGUAAGGAUAUGCCCUGCAAGCCACACAACAAGAUGUAAAAUAGAAGUCUGCAUUCAUUCAUGACUGUCCGGUCUCCAGCCUUCCAUUGCCAGGUCC